AUGUUUGUGGAUGGAGAACUUGAGGGGGAGAGAUGGGCAAAGGUCGCCACAGAAAUCAUCGAACCGAGUGUGGAAACGUCUCUGUUUAGUGACGAUGGGGACGAGACAAAAGUGUUCAGCGAAGGAGCUUCGCUACCGCUGGCCCCGCGGGAAAACCGCUGCAGACGGCUGGGCAUGUUAUCUUCUGCUAAAACCAGCAUCAUCAGUGAGAAGGCACGGCAGCUCUUAGCUACUCCCAAGAACAGUCUCCGCGAGCCCUCACGGGGACCGCCCAGCCCCAAAAUGGAGCCAGAAGACAUCUUUGAACCCCGGGAGAGCAUUGCGAGAAAAGCCAAUCAAACGCUUGACAAGCACGUGUCAAUCAAAUUGACGGAGAGACCAGGGAGCCCGCGGGAGAUUGAGUCGAACGCCUCUCGCUGCAGAGGGCCGUACGAGGACAGAGUUGUGGACAAGGGAGUGAGGGGGAUCGCCGAGGGGGGGAAACUCAUUCACCAAUUGUGUACUAAGUGCAAUAAAAGCCAUGGAGUCAAGGGUCAAAAGGUCAAGUUCAGGUCGAGGUCACAGGCGGAACAAAGUUCAGACAGUGAAGGGGAGUGUAACCUGAGCGGGGAUGAACUCGGGGCCCUGAGAACAAAAGGACUAACACGGAGAAAGAGCAAGCGAGUACGAUCCAGAAGCGAGGGAGACGAGAUUAUAGUGCAACAUGAGUAUGUGCUGACCAACAAGGCUCCACUGUGGAACGAGAGCACACAGGUGUACCAGCUGGACUUCGGAGGGCGGGUGACACAGGAGUCAGCUAAGAACUUCCAAGUGGAGUUGGAGGGCCAGCAGGUGCUGCAGUUUGGGAGAAUUGAUGUGAAUGCCUACACUCUAGACUUCCAGCAUCCAUUCACAGCACUACAGGCCUUUGCCGUGGCCCUGGCCAAUGUCACACAGAGACUGAAGUAA
Molecule: messenger RNA, 948 nt
Organism: Branchiostoma belcheri (Belcher's lancelet)
Lineage: Eukaryota; Metazoa; Chordata; Leptocardii; Amphioxiformes; Branchiostomatidae
Product: tubby-related protein 4-like
Exons: 3
Coding region: 1-948 (315 amino acids)
Source: RefSeq, a predicted model, not a curated record